AUAUUAUGUAUUCCUAGAUCCGUGGAUGUGAAAUUGGACGGGUACAAGACAAUCCUUAUUUCAGAACCUAAAUAAAAUCUAUUGCGUAUCUACAUAUAUAUAUAUAUAUAUAUAUAUAUAUGUUAUAUAUAGAAUCUGCUAUUAUGAGGCCCACUAAUAUUAGCCCCGGCUUGGGUCCGCUGAGCCGCUAACCCAUGGAAACAUUAUUUUAGAAUGCGGUGGUCCAUCGCUUCUUUCGCGCCCUUCUUCGAUAUCAGCGGCAUCACUUACCUCAUGAAUCAUUCUCUGGGCUCGGAUGCAAAGGUCUUAGCGUGGUCUACUCCCAAUGAACUCUACGUAGUUGAAGGGGUAGGCAUCUAAAAAGGGCAGAAAUACUGCGCGCAUCCAACUACUUCUGAAGCUCCCAUGAGAAGUACGAAUUUGUAUUCAAAAAGGCCGCCUGCAAUCUUUACAUUCCCCUUUUCACCACCGAAACUCACUUUCGUUGUUUUUUUCUCUGUGUGUAUGUGGAGGAGGAGGGGGGGAGUCGUAUCACAUGCUGUUUUCAAUUUUACUUUUCCAUAUACUCAUGUGUUAUACUCUCCAGGCUAUGGAAAAUGUUGCGCUAAAAUAGUGAUACCGAUAUCAUUGGUAGGGAACAUAUGUCCUGUUAUGAGUGAAUAA
Messenger RNA from Phytomonas sp. EM1, 663 nucleotides. The record is from the annotation of a GenBank genome assembly. Lineage: Eukaryota; Euglenozoa; Kinetoplastea; Trypanosomatida; Trypanosomatidae.